AUGAGCGACCCCAUCGGUCCUGACGACCUCGUCUACAUUGCCCAGGCCCACGUGCCUCAGAAGGAACUCCCAACGCCCGAGAAGGAAGACGUCGUUGUCACCGCAAACAGGUACGAUGAUGAAGGCCGCGAGGUGCCGACAGAGGAGGAGGAACAAAGCCUCCGGCGCGUGGCGGGCAAGGUGCAGUGGACCGCCUACACCAUCGCUUUUGUCGAGCUGUGCGAGCGGUUCUCUUACUACGGAACCACUGCCGUCUAUACCAACUUCAUUCAGCAGCCUCUGCCUGCGGGCUCGGAUACUGGGGCGGGAGGAAGUGGGCAGUCCGGCGCCCUGGGUCAGGGUCAGCGAACGUCCACCGCGCUGACCACCUUCAACACGUUCUGGUGCUAUGUCAUGCCCAUUCUGGGCGCCUGGAUUGCCGAUGAAUUCUGGGGUCGGAUGAAGACCAUCCAGGUCGCCAUCGCCUUCGCAAUGCUGGGUCAUAUCAUUAUCAUCAUCUCCUCCAUCCCCCAAGUUAUUGUGCAUGCGAACGGCGCCCUAGCCUGCUUCUGCGUCGGUCUGAUAUUCUUUGGAAUUGGGGUGGGCGGGUUCAAGUCAAACAUCUCACCACUGAUUGCCGAGCAGCACCGCGAGACGAAGCUCUUCAUCCAGACUGUUCCCAAGACCGGGGAGCGGGUCAUCGUCGAUCCAGCGCAGACCAUCACCCGCAUUUUCCUAUACUUCUACUUCAUGAUCAACGUCGGUUCUCUGAUCGGGUCGGUGGCCAUGGUGUACGCGGAGAAGUACGUCGGCUACUGGCUGGCCUACCUCCUACCGACGAUCAUGUUCGGGUUUUGCCCGUUGGUACUGUUCAUGUGCCGCAACAAGUACCAUGUGACGCCUCCGACGGGGUCCGUCGCGGCAAAGGCAUUCAAACUGUGGGGCCUUGCCUUGAAGGGACAAUGGACCUGGAACCCGGUCGUAUUCUUUAAACGAUGCAGGUCGACCGAGUUCUGGGACAGCGUCAAACCCAGCCAGCUGGAGAACAGGCCUCAAUGGAUGACGUUCGACGACCAGUGGGUAGACGAGGUGCGCCGUGCCGUGAAGGCCUGUGCCGUCUUCGCAUGGUACCCUCUUUACUGGCUGGCCUACGGGCAAAUGACCAACAAUCUGACCUCGCAAGCCGCCACGAUGCAGCUGCACGGGGUACCCAACGACAUCAUCAACAACCUAGACCCGCUGGCCCUGAUCAUCUUCAUUCCGAUCAUGGACCAAUUCGUGUACCCGGGUCUACGCAAGCUGGGCAUCAACUUCACCCCGAUCAAGCGGAUCUACGUGGGCUACCUGCUGGCAGCGGCCUCGAUGAUCGCGGCGGCCGUGACACAGUACUACAUCUACAAGCUAAGUCCCUGCGGUGACCAUCCGAGCGAAUGCGCCGAGGCGGCGCCCAUCAACGUGUGGGUGCAGACGGUGCCGUACGUGCUGAUUGCGUUCUCGGAGAUCUUCACGUCGAUCACGGGGUACGAGUAUGCGUACACGAAGGCGCCGAAGAACAUGAAGUCAUUAGUCCAAUCGUUGUACCUGUUCAUGAACGCCAUCUCUUCGGCAAUCCAGCAAGGCUUGACCGCUCUGUCGACCGACCCGCUGUUGAUCUGGAACUAUGGGUUCGUGGCGGUGUUGGCCUUCAUUGGUGGGAACUUGUUCUAUCUUAGUAAUCUGAAGUUGGAUAAGGAGGAGGAUGAGCUGAAUAACAUGGAGGAAUCACAGUGGGUGGGGAAGGAGACUGUGGCAACCGAGAAGACCAUGGCUUAA
Messenger RNA from Aspergillus homomorphus CBS 101889, 1791 nucleotides. RefSeq names its product putative MFS peptide transporter. Gene Ontology annotation, biological process: oligopeptide transport; transmembrane transport. Gene Ontology annotation, cellular component: membrane. Bases 1 to 1791 code for a protein of 596 amino acids. Gene Ontology annotation, molecular function: dipeptide transmembrane transporter activity. Lineage: Eukaryota; Fungi; Ascomycota; Eurotiomycetes; Eurotiales; Aspergillaceae. The record is from RefSeq and is a predicted model, not a curated record. The transcript is spliced from 6 exons.